AUGAAUCCAAGGUCGCCGACUACCUCUGCGACAAGUGCAGGUGGAGGGUAUCCGCACAAGCGCGCCAGACAUGCGUCGCCGGAGCGCAGUGGAGGAGCCCUGAAGCCUACGAGUCCGACGAGCGUGGAGGAUGUUGAGAUUACCGGGGCUGCGCCGGUGUCUGGAGGGAAGACGGGCCAGAGCAGCAGCUUCAGAAACGUGAGUGCGUGUAAUCGCUGCAGAUUAAGGAAGAACCGCUGUGAUCAAAGACUCCCGUCUUGUGCUAGUUGUGAGAAGGCGAGUGUGAAGUGUGUCGGGUAUGAUCCUAUCACCAAGAGGGAGAUUCCUAGGAGCUAUGUCUUCUACCUCGAAACUCGAGUCGGCUAUCUAGAGAAGGUCCUCCAGGACAACGGUAUCCCCUUUGCGCCAGCCGAAGUCCUCGACCACGCCUCCAGACCAGGCGCAGAUCCAAAUACCGUCCAAACACCCAGCGAUGAUGGCAGACCGCCUUACAAUGGCAAUGAUACAACUAUCACUUCCCACAAGCAAUCAACGAAAGAGGUAGCAUGGAACAAGAAGCAAGAUGAGUCUGAGAAGUUGAAUAAGCUGGUCUCGAAUAUUGGCAGUGUUUCUGUACAAGGGGCUUCUGACUCCCGCUACUUGGGAUCGACAUCCGGAAUCUCGUUCGCAAGAGUCGUCUUCGCGGCAGUGAAGUCAUCGGUAUCAGGCACGAAUAGUGAUAGGAGCGGUGUCAGACCCUCAAGGCUGGUGAUUAAGGAUAAACCAACCGGCACAUCGAUGCGAGACUCUUUCUUCGGCCUGCAUACCCGACCGACCAUUAAACAAGCACCUUUCCCGUCCAAAGAAGUUGGCUCAAGGAUGGUGAACUUCUACUUCGAGCACGCGAAUCCGCAGAUACCGAUUCUACAUAGACCGGAGUUUAUGAAGAUGUUUGAGUUGGCAUAUGCGGACGGUGAUGCGAGAGUUAGGACGCCGAGGGAGCUGUAUAUGCUGAAUAUCGUCUUUGCGAUUGGGUCCGGCAUCUUUCUGGGCGAUUCGGGGGAUCAAGAAGCGAAAGAGGAUAGGGAAGAGAAACGCAGUAGGUCGGGGUUGGAUAAGCAGUGCCAGCCGGAGGAAUAUCAUGCUUCCGCCAUUGUGCAUCUUGAAGCUUUAUUAGGCUCGGCGAGCUCAGUUGAUCGCCCUGAUGGAUUUGGUGGUGGAUUGGAGGAGUUGCAGGCUGUGUUGUUGUUGGCUGGGUUUGCGCUCCUCAGACCGGUGGCCCCGGGAUUGUGGUAUAUUAUUGGUGUUGCAGUGAGGCUAGCGGUGGAUUUGGGGUUGCACCAUGAGGAUGGGAAGGAUAUUGAGGUUGGGCUUGAAGAGGUGACUGAGAAUUUGAAAGGCGAGGAAAGUGAUAUGGUACGAAUGCAGAGAGAGCGGCAUGAACGAGAAAGGGGAAGAAGGGAAUGGGUGCGAGACUUCAAGAGAAGGUUGUGGUGGUGCACAUACUCGUUUGAUCGAUUGGUGUCAACAUGCGUUGGUCGGCCGUUUGGCAUUACGGAUCAAGUCAUUACAACCGAGUUCCCCUCGUUACUCGACGACAAGUACAUCACGCCAAAUGGCUUGUUGGAGCCUCCAGCUGGCGUUGUGGAGACGAGCUACAAGCAUGCUGCAUACCACUACUUCCGACUCAGGUUGUUACAAUCUGAGAUUUUGCAAGUGUUGCAACAUCAGCAGGCCCAACACGCUCGGGCUUCUGGUCUCAAUGAACGGAAUCCGUUCAUGCACACCACCUUACCCUCUCCCUUCCUCUCGAAGUUUGAUAGCUUCAGAUCAUGGCGAAUCGAUAUCGACAGACGAUUAUGGGAAUGGAAGACUUCUGCUCCUACGAAAAAGGAUACAGGAGUCGGAUUCUCAGUCGAGUUCCUCGAGCUCAAUUACUGGCAAUGCGUGAUUAUGCUCUACAGACAGAGUCUGAGUGUGCCACAGAUGUUCGAGGGAGAAUACAAUACCAGUGAAGAGGUCAAUAGCCCAAGCAUACAUAAUGUUGAGCUGAGGGAGGACGAAGAGCGGGUGUUUUUGAAGGUUGCAGAGGCGGGACAGAGAGUGUUGAGAUUGUAUAGGCAGUUGCAUCGUGUGCAUCUUGUUAAUUAUACUUUCUUGGCUACUCAUCAUUUGUUCAUGGCGGGGAUAUCGUUCUUGUAUGCUAUUUGGCAUUCGGCGAUUGUGAGAAGUCGACUGACCAUGGAUGAAGUCGACUUCACAAUCCUAGCAGCAACCUCCGUCCUUGGCGAUCUCAUCGAGAAAUGCCCACCAGCAGAAGCCUGCCGCGACGCCUUCGACCGCAUGUCCAAAGCGACAGUCCAAAUGUGCAUGUCAACCACCGGCUUCAGCUCCUCUUCAAGCCUCAGUACCCGUCGCCGCUCGCACUCCCAAAGCCACCAACACCACAACCAAAGCACUGAAACCGACUACUUCGACAAGCAUUACCAGCGGCAAAGCCGCGGCCCCCAAAACCAAAACUCCUCGCGACCAAAACCGCAAUUCGAUAUGGGUCUCAACGAUCUCCUCGGCUCCCCCCAAAAUGCAACAUCGACAAUGCAGACCCCUCAACCGCCCUCCUUCCGCCCUAACUCGCAGAACAGUAUGGGUGCACCUUCUUCCAACAAAGGCGGCGUAAAAAUGGAGUUCGAACCUUACAACUCCUCCGCAACACCCUCUACCAUAACAGGCCCUACCCGCCAAAACACAUCCAACUCCCAAUCCGCUUCGCAAACAAUAGGCAACUCGCCCUCCGACUACGCCAUUUCGCCCCCUCUAUCCGCCUUAGACACCUCCGCCAUCGACCCCUCUUUACUCCCGUCCCCACAAACGACGUUCCAGACUCCUGGGGGCUAUGGGCAGAACAAUGCUUUUGGAGGGGCAGCGGAACUGCAGUUCCCGUUUCAGAAUGCGCCGGGGAUGGACUUUCUGCAAGGGGGCUGGGAUGCAGGUGGGUUUGAUGGAGGGUGGAAUGGUGAUCUUGGGAUGGGCACGGGAUUGGGUUGGGAUGGAGGAGCCGGGGAUCAUGGGGAUGGUGGAGGGGUGGAUCUUUUUGAUGGGUUUUUCUUUGGGGGGACUGGUGGGUUCUGA
Molecule: messenger RNA, 3108 nt
Organism: Hyaloscypha bicolor E
Lineage: Eukaryota; Fungi; Ascomycota; Leotiomycetes; Helotiales; Hyaloscyphaceae
Exons: 3
Coding region: 1-3108 (1035 amino acids)
Biological process (GO): positive regulation of transcription by RNA polymerase II; DNA-templated transcription
Molecular function (GO): sequence-specific DNA binding; DNA-binding transcription factor activity, RNA polymerase II-specific; zinc ion binding
Source: RefSeq, a predicted model, not a curated record